AUGCUGAGCGCCAUGAAUUCAAUAAUCAGCAAGGAAAAGGCAUUGACUAUGGAGAAGGAGGCUAAGGACUUAUUGAAGAAGGCGAAGGGUCUAACGGCGCCAUCACUGCUUGAGCUGCGCUUCAAGCCCGACUGGGAAGCUGCUGCGCCCAUGCUGGACAAAGCGGCUCUGCUGUACAAGCAACUCGGCCACAUCGACAAAGCCCUGGAGGCGUAUGAGAGAGCCGCGCACGCGCAAGAGCGACUGGGCUCUCAGUGGCAUGCUGCCAAGCAUUACGAAGUGAUAGCGGAUCUGUCCCGGCAGCAGAACAGGCCCAAAGAAACCGCCAAGUACUUCAAAAUGGCGGCCGACUACUACCUAGAGUGCGGAAAACCCACUACGGCUGGAGAGGUCCUCACACGCGGCGCACGUGUACUGGAGGAACCGGACCCCGAGGAGGCCGUACGAUUGUACUACGACGCCCUGGACGUGUACGAAAGCAGCGAGCGGGAGGCCUACGCGGUGGACUCAUUCCGCGCGGCCGCGUCCUUCCUGCUUCGACUUGAGCGGUGGGCGGAUGCCGUGGAAGUGCUCAUGAGGUUCGGAGCCCUGUCCGACAAAGUCGGAGCGCGAAACACGCAAAACAAGUCGUACCUAGGCGCUGUGGUGACGUGGCUGUGGGCGGGUGAUGCUGAGGCCGCCUGGGCCACCUUCCAGGACGCCAUGCAUGUGGAGAGCUUUGAAAGCAGCGAAGAGGCGUUUGCGGCGGAUGCGCUGUUUGAGGUGUACAGGCUUAACGAUGAGGCGGCGAUCACUUCGCUUGUCAAGUCCCGUCCGAUAUUUAAGCAAUUAGAUAGCCAAGUCGCACGACUGGCUGUACGACUGCCCUCGCCUGGAUCCAAAAUACGACGUAUGGCUCGAAAAUUGAAACGGUUGAUGGCGGAUCCAGAGGACGAAGAGGGGGAGGAGGAGGAGGGGGAGGGUUGGGCCUUAGGGACUGUGAAGCAAGAAGGUGCUGAACACCGACACAGAUGUACAAAAAUGAUGAUCUUGCCGCAGACAGACAUUCACAAAGGAAAAAGAAAAAAGCUGUCAGAUAACGACGACCGACCAGGCCUGGGUUCUUAG
Volvox carteri f. nagariensis is the source of this 1107-nucleotide messenger RNA. RefSeq lists its product as uncharacterized. Gene Ontology annotation, cellular component: vacuolar membrane; SNARE complex. Gene Ontology annotation, biological process: intracellular protein transport. The record is from RefSeq and is a predicted model, not a curated record. Bases 1 to 1107 code for a protein of 368 amino acids. NCBI's taxonomy places the organism in Eukaryota, Viridiplantae, Chlorophyta, Chlorophyceae, Chlamydomonadales, Volvocaceae. Gene Ontology annotation, molecular function: soluble NSF attachment protein activity; syntaxin binding. The transcript has 8 exons.